GCAAGCAAGCGGUGCGCUCCGCGGAUGAUGAUGAUGUUGCUGCUCUCGGGUGUGCAUCUCGGUGGACAUCGGAUAUCGCAGCGAGAUGGCGCAAGACCGUUGGGAAGGAAAAAAGGAAGGAAGGGAAGGAUGAAUUAAUGGAUGGAUGGCAGCCAAUUGGCAUCGGCACAGACUCGCCACGUUCACCUCCACCACCACCGCAGCCGCCACGCCCACCUCCAAAUUUCCCUUCUCCUCAGCUGGCAAGGUUUCGACGAUGAGAAUCCGAAGCGGCACAUUUGCAUUCCGGGUUAGCUGAAGUCAAUCCUGCUGAGUUCUUAGUUGGGUACCGCUUCUCUGUUUCUCUAUUGUUUUUGUUUCAUAUUGGUUGCGGUGUGGCUUGUCUUUGCUGGAAUUAGCUCUGCUUUUUUGUCUGAACAAUGUGCAUCGUUUGUUGUCGUUGAGCUGCUUGGGUUUAUGGGAGUGCGUUGUUGGGUGCUUCUUCUUCUGUUUUUUUUUUUUUUUUUUUUUUUUCUUCUUUUUUUUUUUUUUUUUCCUUCUAUUUUUCUCCUGGUGGUCUUUUAUUUUCGAUUGCGAUGCUUGUGAGUGAUUGUCGUGAGUAGUAGGGGUUUUGUGUAAUUCGCUGUGGGCAUGGUCUCGUGCGGGGGGAUUGUGCUGCGCUGGAGCUGUUGAUUCUCAAGUGGGUUUGAGCCGCUAGGAUUUUUGUAGAAGGGAAGAAGCCUUUACUUUCGUGACGCUGGUCACUCGGUUAAAAUCACACGCUUACUGAUUUGUAUGCCAGUUCAUUCUUGUCGUGGACUUCUCGCGUGUGGCAGAGCGAAGGUCUUUGGUUUUAGUAACAAACACGUCUUUAUGAUGGCGUCUGCGUGGGGUACGAAUCAGAUCAUGGCUCUGUACUCGCGGAAGAAGCAAAAGAUGUCUUCACCUGAACGUACAGUGCAAGUUUCUGUCUCGCAACCGCUUUCUGCCGUAGGAAAGCAAAAUCUAGGUCAUACUCUCGCUGAGACACCCGUGAGAACCUACUCUACUCAUCCUACAUACCCCUUUCCAAUUGCAGACCUUCACCCAUCGGGAGGGCUGCUGCACUCAGAGUCAAUUCUGACAUCGGCAGGAAAGGUGAUAAAGAAAGGUGACUUGGAUCUUCUUUAUUUCCAGGCUUUCAUCAAAGCUCCUAUGGCGAACAUGCUGUACAAGCACUUGCUUCAUGAGCUACCCUGGUACAAAGUCAUGUAUAUAGCUCGGGGGAUGACAAUCAACACACCGCGCUACACCACCGUGUUUGGGAUUGACGAGACCGCAGUUUUCGAGGCGCCCUCUGACGAAGAGGGUGGGGAAUCUGUUGGUGACGACGAAGAGAAGAAACAUAUCAGAACGCACAUACCUGUAGCAGGGCCCAGGGUUUUGUCAGCCAUAUCCAAGCAACCCGUGCCAGAAAAUGUGUACCACAAGCCACCGCGGCCGAUCCCUCGUUGCCUGCAGGAGCUCAAGAGGUGCGUGGAGCAAGCUACGGAUGAGUACUACAAUUUUGUGCUAGUGAAUUUCUACGCUGACGGCACACACUCCAUCUCGCCUCAUUCUGAUGACGAAUCCUUCCUUGGAACCAACCCUUGCAUAGCUUCUCUUAGUCUAGGUGGAACGCGGGACUUCGUAAUGAAGCACAAGACGAGAAAGGAUGUGAAUUCGGAGAAAUUUGCACUUCGGAGUGGAGAUAUGGUGGUGAUGCGAGGGACUACACAGGCAAACUGGUUCCACAGCAUUCCCAAGCGCACAGGGAAGACGCAGGCAACAGCGCCGCGCAUCAAUGUGACUUUUCGGAAGUGCAUCAAUGCUAAGGGAAGCAACAACUACUCCCAUUACAACGUUGGAAGUGGACCCAUUCAUCGCUUUGUGAACGGAGCUAUGAUGGAGCAGACCAUCACUGAGUAGCGAACCCUAAAACUCUGCUGCUUCUGCUUCGAAUCCUUCACAUCAACGGAGAAUGUGGGCACCUUGAAGAGCGUUGGUGGCGUGUUGCACACGCACCUGCAUCCAUUUUCGCUUCUUCGCCACGGCUGCGUGCUGGGAAGAUCUUCCUUGAAGAGCCAAUAGAGAUUUUUGCUGAAUAUCUUCAUGUUUUGAGGACAUCCGAUCGAAGACUGGUUAUUCGGAGCUUGAUAAGCAUUCGCGUCCUGUAUUCUGAUUUGUCCUCAUCACCCAUUGGGUUCAGAUAUUGAGUACUGCAAUAUUCUGUGGCUGUCGAGACACCAUUGCCGCCAGUAUUGCUCAGUUCAUAACAAAGAACCGCUUCAUGGCAGACAAAUCAUGUUACCUUAUCAUGGAGCAAACUGGAAGACGAAACUUGAGGACGGCAGAAGAAGAAUCACCUCACGAAUUUGACACGCCGUCGUUUGUCAUUCAACCUGCAUGUUGCAGACUGAACACCUGAUUCUACUUACGGUACCUUUACCUCCAUUUGUUAACUGCUGAUGCAAUUGCCGAAAGUCCAUGUCUUCUUCUACUUCUUCUUCGUCUCAGCUUUUCUUUCGUGGCUGUAGCUUCUGUGCAAAUGCUUGUUCUGCUCAGACUAUUGUGCAGUCAAGCUGGUUGCUGCAUGAACUAACUUUCCAUGUGGGUCACACAGUAGCAUUCAACUCGCCAUAGAUUCGGGGCAGAGAGCACAUAACCUCUGCUUAUUGUGCUUGUUAUCAAAGAGUAGAUUCUUAGAGGGAGUUUUUCUGAUUGUUGGAAAGAUUAAAACUUGUUUUUACGAAGUGUAUACACUAGCAUGUUAUACAAUGUUGAGAUUUUGAAAGUGGGUGAGGAUUUUGUUUUUGUGUUUCUUCCGCGAAUAACAUUGAAACAAAUCAUUUUAUUUUGACAAAAAAUCAUGUUUGAGAUA
Physcomitrium patens is the source of this 2878-nucleotide messenger RNA. RefSeq lists its product as uncharacterized. Gene Ontology annotation, molecular function: cytosine C-5 DNA demethylase activity; broad specificity oxidative DNA demethylase activity; ferrous iron binding. The record is from RefSeq and is a predicted model, not a curated record. NCBI's taxonomy places the organism in Eukaryota, Viridiplantae, Streptophyta, Bryopsida, Funariales, Funariaceae. Gene Ontology annotation, biological process: DNA alkylation repair.